AUGAAUGGAUAUGGCCAUUGGUUUCAUCUCUCUGAAGAAGACUCACUCAGAAUUUCUGUGUCAGAUGUGUCAGCUGAAGACAAAUCAGAAAAGGACCGCUGGGUAAUCUUCAAAGUAGCUUUCUCUGAGCCAAACGCUCUGCCUGAGACAUGCAGCCAGCAAAGUUUGUUAACAGGAGGGGAGACUGGGGCAAGAAAAGGAAGGGGGAAAAGAACCAAAAGAAAGAUAAAGAAAGGUCUGAACAGAGAGCAGACUGAUGGCAAGGGAAGGGGGGGUUUCCUUUGGCCUGAUCUGAAUAUCCCAAUUGUGAAACGUGGGACUAUCCAGGCUAUCUUUAAAAGAGACCACGCCCAGCAGGAUGAGCUGCAGUCCGAGAUAAUCUGGCAGAGAGACGAGUGGGACCACAGGAGGAGGGUGAAGGUGAAGAGGGAGCGAGGGUGGACCAGAAACUCCUGGGGAGGAAUCAGUCUCGGGCCCCCUGACUGUGGUCCAAACGGAGAAAACUGUGAAGAUUUUGACUCUUGUGUGAUUGAGGUGAAAAGUGUGUUUAACAUGACCACAAAGGAGGGAAGAAAGAGAUCAAUCGGCACUCUCGCUGCUGUUGGAAAUGGAAAUGGUGCUGCUGGCUUUGCACUUGGAAAAGCAGCUGAUAGAACUACAGCUCUGAGAAAAGCGAAGAACAGAGCUAUUCAAUAUUUGUACUACUUUGAGAGGUACCAGAACCAGAAAACCAUUUAUCAUUAUAUUAAUUCCAAAUUCAAGAGAACAACCAUCAGGAUGAAGAAGCAAUGCUGUAUUUAUUACUCUAUAAUUUUGUGCAAUGGAAGUGAACAAGAAUAA
This is a messenger RNA of Polyodon spathula (Mississippi paddlefish), 840 nucleotides long. Its product is annotated as 28S ribosomal protein S5, mitochondrial-like. NCBI's taxonomy places the organism in Eukaryota, Metazoa, Chordata, Actinopteri, Acipenseriformes, Polyodontidae. Bases 1 to 840 code for a protein of 279 amino acids. Gene Ontology annotation, biological process: translation. Gene Ontology annotation, cellular component: ribosome. The record is from RefSeq and is a predicted model, not a curated record. Gene Ontology annotation, molecular function: structural constituent of ribosome; RNA binding. The transcript has 9 exons.